AUGGGGACUAAAAACAUAGAUCGUACAGGCUUCCCUGCAAGACCUGUUUCCAUACCUUUUGUUUCUCCCCAGAGUAUGACGCCUUUUUCAUCUAUAGGGUUCGCUGCUGCAUCAGAGCCUCCUUCUUUCCGACCUACUCCUCCUGGAACCACCGUGCCAUUUUCAUUGUCUGGACCUGGAGUUCAACCUGGGGCACCUUGUUUUAGACCUGCACCACCGAGGUUGAAUUACCCGUCCGAGCCUCUUCCUCCCCCUCCCCCGUCAGCUGUUGGGCCUUUUCAGCAUUUUCCAGCACCGUCAUUUUCCUCACCGGCUCAGCCUCCUCUUACACGACAAUCAAUUCAACCUCCUGCAUACCAAGCACGUCCUUUUCUCUCAUCUCUUUCACCUCAGCCGCAAAUGCCUAAUGCUCCAAUGGAAUCUCCACCUAUUGGUUCAAAUGUUCCCCCUCCUUCUCAAUAUCAACCAUCUUUUCCUGGAUACGCCCAUAUGCAGCCUGGUGCUGAAAUGCAUGCUCCACCUAUGCAUUCCUCUAUUCCUGCUAAUCAAGGAAAUUAUGGACCUGCAGCAUCUUCUCCUUUUUCAACUCAUCAAGGAGGCUACGUUCCAUCACUUCCAAUGGCUAAUCCAUUAGGUAUCCAGCCCACACAGCAGCCAGGAUCAAUACCCCCUACUGCUCCCAUUCAAGGCUUAACAGAAGACUUCAGUACUAUCACAAUGCAAACUCGCCCUGGAACAAUGGAAUCACUAUUUGAUCCUAAGGAACUUCCUAGGCCGUUGCAUGGUGAUGUGGAGCCAACAAAUUUGACUGAGAUGUAUCCGAUGAAUUGCAAUCCCAAAUAUCUACGAUUCACAACCAGCGGAAUUCCUAACUCCCAUUCCUUAGCUUCAAGGUGGCAUCUGCCUCUUGGAGCAGUAAUAUGUCCACUUGCCGAAUCUCCUGAUGGGGAAGUGGUGCCUAUAAUUAAUUUUGUUCCUGCUAAUGUUAUGCGCUGUAGAAGAUGCCGCACAUAUGUGAAUCCUUAUAUGACAUUCACAGACAUUGGAAGAAAGUUCAGGUGCAAUGUAUGCACCACGCUUAAUGAUGUUCCCAGUGAAUAUUAUGCACAAUUAGAUGCCACUGGCCAAAGAGUUGAUUUGAAUGAACGACCCGAGCUUACAAAGGGUACUGUAGAAUUUGUUGCCCCUACUGAGUAUAUGGUGCGGCCUCCUAUGCCCCCAUUAUAUUUCUUCCUCAUCGAUGUUUCCGUGUCUGCAGCUAGAAGUGGCAUGAUUGCGGUUGUAGCCCAAACAAUCAAGUCUUGCUUAGAUGAGCUGCCUGGCUUUUCACGAACACAAAUAGGAUUUGCAACUUUUGACAGCACUAUUCAUUUUUACAAUAUGAAGUCAUGCUUGACUCAACCACAGAUGUUGGUUGUCUCUGAUCUGGAUGACAUAUUCAUUCCGCUGCCAGAUGAUCUUCUUGUUAACUUAUCUGAAUCAAGAAGUGUGGUGGAGAGCUUCCUAGAUAGCUUGCCAACUAUGUUCCAGGACAAUGUUAAUGUGGAAUCAGCUUUUGGUCCCGCUAUUAAGGCUGCUUUAAUGGUUAUGAGUCAACUUGGAGGGAAAUUGUUAAUUUUUCAAAAUACACUACCAUCUCUUGGUAUUGGUCGCUUAAAGUUACGCGGAGAUGAUUCUCGUAUUUAUGGGACAGAUAAAGAACAUGGUUUGAGACUGCCAGAAGAACCGUUUUACAAGCAAAUGGCUGCUGAGUUGUCUAAAUGCCAAAUUUCAGCAAAUAUAUAUGCAUUCAGUGAUAAGUAUACUGACAUAGCCUCUUUAGGAACUCUGGCAAAGUACACUGCCGGUCAUGUGUAUUACUAUCCAGCUUUCCAAUCAUCUAUACAUGGUGAGAAAUUGAGACAUGAAUUAAGAAGAGACCUCACUAGAGAGACUGCAUGGGAAGCUGUAAUGCGUGUUAGAUGUGGAAAAGGUGUUCGUGUCACAACUUAUCAUGGAAACUUCAUGCUGAAGUCCACCGAUUUGUUGGCACUUCCAGCUGUAGAUUGUGAUAAAGCCUUUGCCAUGCAGUUAACACUUGAAGAGACACUAUUGACAACUCAGACAGUUUAUUUUCAAGUUGCAUUGCUUUAUACUGCAUCUUGUGGAGAAAGGCGUAUAAGAGUACACACGAUGGCACUGCCAGUAGUUACAGAAUUGGCUGAUGUUUAUCGAUUGGCUGAUACUGGUGCAAUUGUAUCUCUGUUUAGUAGGUUAGCAUUUGAGAAAACAUUGUCCCAUAAACUGGAAGAUGCACGGAGUGCGUUGCAACUGAGAAUUGUGAAAGCCCUGAAGGAGUAUCGAAAUAUUUAUGCUGUGCAUCAUCGCUCGGCCAACAGAAUGAUAUAUCCUGAGUCUUUAAAUUUUCUAAUGUUGUAUGUAUUAGCUCUUAAUAGAUCAAUGGCUCUGCGUGGAGGGUAUGGCGAUGUUUCACUGGAUGAACGAUGUGCAGCAGGACAUACAAUGAUGGCUCUUCCUAUAAAAAGAUUGUUGAAACUUCUAUAUCCUAGCUUGAUUCGACUUGAUGAAUAUCUUCUGAAGGGUACCGUACCGGCUGAUGACUUCAAAAGCAUCGAGAGAAGGCUACCUUUGACUAGGGAUAGCUUAGACUCUAGGGGCCUUUAUAUAUAUGAUGAUGGCUUCAAGUUCAAUAUAUGGUUUGGUACAGUGAUUUCACCUGAUUUUGCAAAGAAUUUACUUGGAUCAGAUUUUGCAGGAGAGUUAUCAAAGGCUACUCUCAAAGAGCAUAACAAUGAAAUGUCGAGGAGGCUGAUUAGGGUACUUGAAAAAUUAAGAAAAAGUGAUCAAGCAUUUUACCAGUUGUGCCACCUAGUGAGGCAAGGUGAACAGCCCAAAGAAGGAUUCCUCCUUCUUGCAAACCUUGUUGAGGACCAGAUGGGCAGUAAUGGUGGUUACGCUGAUUGGAUGCUACAGAUAUCCCGACAAGUGCAACACUGA
Vicia faba (fava bean) is the source of this 2997-nucleotide messenger RNA. Lineage: Eukaryota; Viridiplantae; Streptophyta; Magnoliopsida; Fabales; Fabaceae. The record is from the annotation of a GenBank genome assembly.